This is a messenger RNA of Lineus longissimus, 3046 nucleotides long. RefSeq lists its product as uncharacterized. Bases 457 to 2010 code for a protein of 517 amino acids. The transcript is spliced from 3 exons. The record is from RefSeq and is a predicted model, not a curated record. Lineage: Eukaryota; Metazoa; Nemertea; Pilidiophora; Heteronemertea; Lineidae.
AAGUAAAAUCGUGACGUAUGCCAAUGAAGUAACAGGCCUAUGCCAGUAUGUGACAGUUAUAGGCCUAUGUGUACGUUGUCAAAACUAAAAUUCAAUGCAUGACAAUUUUAGAAAGAGGGCAUUCAGGACCUUUUCGUGAAAGGAACCCUUUGGAUUGAAGUAUCAAUAUCGGAUUGUUGUUCUAGCUUGGCACGCGAUCACUGAGACCAACUACUGAACGGAUACUAUUCGUGAAAUGGAUUCCACAGAUCUGUAGUUAAUGUUACAGUAGAAAACAUAAAUGAAAGGAGAUACACUUUUGACAGAACUGCUGGCCUGGAUACUUGAAUGAGAUAUUUCAAGCAAGGUAGAGUGUACAUCCAAAAUGUGACGAAAGCAAGGACCCAAAUCUUUUCAGUGCUCCAAUUUAUGUGUUCAUCGUUUUGAUUGGUGGUUUCAUCACACGUGACUACUGCCAUGAUGAUGUUGCCAGAGCAACGCGUGGAGGAGACGAAGAAGUUGUCUUUCCUGAUGGAGGUACGGCAGAGGUACCAACAAUGGAUGACAGAAAACAGAGAUAGCAUGGAGGACCGUCAUCAGCGAAUCUCCACGAUCAAGGUCCUGAUCGAAGCUUUCACCGAAAAGAUGAUCAAGAACAAGAAACGAUUUGACAGCAAACUACUCUACAGUAUGUUGAAAGAACUGAGUAAACGAACAAAAGUCGAUUCUUUGGGCGAUAUUCAGGAAUUUGUCGAUAAGACUGAGAAAAAGUUGGCUGCGGGUACGCCUCGGCCGAAAAAGUCAGGUGGGAAAUCGCCGACGCCCAGUGUUUACAGUGCGGCAACCAUGACGUCAGCACGCGAAAGCAGACGGACCAGCAUCGUUCAAAGACCGGAAGCCAUCUUGACUUCAAGCGACGCCGAGGAAAACCUGUACAGUUAUUUCCAAUGGUUUCUGAGUUAUCUGCAGUAUUUACGAGAUUUGAAGAACAAUUUCGAUCAGCGGAUUUUCUACCCGAUGUUUCAUUUGCAGCAGUCGGAGGCUGCGACGAUGGACGAAGAAUCCCGCGAAGAAAACGAACAACUCCGAGAGACUCUGUACAAAUCCCGAACGAUUCUUUCGUCACUCGGAGAAGACUUUCGCGAACUGCUAGAAAUGUGUGAUGACGAGGAGGCGGGGAAUGCUAUGAAUGGUUUGCUUUAUAUUGGAGGUAGAUGGGAGAGCCUCCUAGCGGACAAAACCGCCAUAGACAAGGAUUAUUUCAGUUUGGAAAGCGAAGCGCUUGUGCAGAACUUUAAAUGCAGCGAAAAUCUGUUGUCCAUUAUUCGGUUAGUUCCGGAUAUUGUAGUAAAGGGGAUGAAAGCUGAAACCCUGGUAAAAAAGUGGUGUGCUUUGAACGAGAAACGCAAUAUGAACAUUAGCGACAGACUAGCCAGGAUCAAGAAAAUUCGAGGCGGACUUUCAAAGCGCUCGGACGAUUUGCUGAAGAAGAUCAAAGGACAGGAAGGAAAGUUGUCGAAAGAAACGGCUGAUUUGGAUGGAAUGUUAAAACGGGAGGAUAGGUGGGACAUCUUGAAAGUCCGGUUCGACGAGGCCGAGGAGAAGAUACACCACCUCCAGGCCGACCUACGUCAUAUGGCAGAGGAAAAAGAAUCGUUGGCCAAAGCGCUCGUCGCGUCGGCGCGGAAAGAUACAAACGACUUUGACAAUUUGAAAGUGGAGUACGAGGAGAAUCAGGCCCGGUUCCAACGGGUUGAACAGCAGCUAAGCGUUCAGCUAUACAAACGAAGUAUCAUUGAGAGUGACCUUGAAGUAGAAAUGGCGGUCAAGCCGAGUUUGCUCCGCCAUACCGAUCAUGUCCAGGAUAUGUGUGAGGUGAUUGAGAAGGAGCUGGAGCUGGCCAAAACUGAGAGGCAGGCUCUGGAGAAUCUCCUAGCGCAAUUGAAGGACGAAGAGAUCCGUCUGCAGGAGAGAGUCGCCCAGAGGCAGCCGUCGAUUGCCGUCACGGAGGCUUCGUCAGAGGGCACGUGACGCCCAUCACGAAUAUCGAAGACUCAAACUAAUUCCCAGAUCCGCUAUUAACUGGUAACUCCACGCGAGAACACACAUGGAUACGACAUACACUAUAACAUACAAUGUUUGGAUACAAUGUCGCCAGUACAUCCACGUGUGUGUGCGUGUGCCGUGUUGAUCAAUUAAUCUCCGUACAGCGGCGGCCUGCACCUGUUCGGAGUGUGUCUCAACCUUGUGUUUUGCAUAUGGCGCCGCCUGGGGUUAGAAUUGAGAAAUAGAUUAAACUCGCCCCAAGUAAUUAGGUGUGAACGAACGGCGUACCGUGAUGGAAACCAUCUGAAAAUGUUAAUGAUCCCAAAAUGUAAAGGUUGUUCGCUCCUAAGAUAAACAUCCCAAGAGUAGGAUAAAAUAAACAGUAUAUUAUAGUAUUUUAAAGAAAAUCACGUGAUCUAGACCAUACAGAGCAUUCUCCAAGCGUCGUCAACGGUAACCAUCGUUGCCAAGUCUCACUCGACCUACUGGACAUCUAUGUGACAAUUUCAGCGGGUGCAUGUAAAUUAGACAUUUGGCCCGGGAGAUUGCAUACAGAGAUGUAUCCCAGUAUCAAAGCAAUUCGCAGGUACCUGCUGUUCAUUCCCAGUAGAAGGUUCUAUACACCGAAACGUCGGACAGAUUAUAUUACAUUGUGAUGCUUGUUUACUUAUUUCAACAUGUAUCCCAGUAUCCCACAUCAAAUAGAGACAUGGCACACCCUGUAGGAACAUAACGCAUCACUAUGUAGGGAGAGGCCACAUCCAAAUCAGACAGAACACGCCGAGAAGAGGCACGACACCCAGUAGAGACAUGGCACAUCCAGCAAAGACAUGGUACAAAAUUAACUGAACUUUGGAGGGACAUAUGACCGACUCUGAUAUUUAAGGUUGAGGACGGAGAUGAAUAGACAGUAUCGGAAGCCAUCACAACCCAAUUCCAGCAUUCUGGUUGUGACAUUGUCCUCGAAAUACCUCUUAUAAUCCGAUUUGUAAAUGUUUUGUCAAAGACAAGUAAAACUUUC